This is a messenger RNA of Zingiber officinale, 1501 nucleotides long. RefSeq lists its product as uncharacterized. Bases 256 to 1401 code for a protein of 381 amino acids. Lineage: Eukaryota; Viridiplantae; Streptophyta; Magnoliopsida; Zingiberales; Zingiberaceae. The transcript is spliced from 3 exons. The record is from RefSeq and is a predicted model, not a curated record.
CAACAACAUUGGCGUUGUCAUCUACCUCCUUCUCUCUCUCGUUCUUCCUUUCUUCCAAGGGAAGGAACGUAACGUCGUCUAUGCAUGUGCCUUCCCACGCUCUCUAUGACUCUAUCUCCUCUCUGUUUUUAACCUCCAAUAAUUACGGACAAAAGCUUUUGCGAUUACCGGUUUCGACGUCUCGAUUUACAAUAUUGAUUGGUUGAUAAAUUUUUGAAUCUAUAUAUAUACUGACUGACUUCGUUAUCGUGUUGGAUGGUGAUGAGAAGAUUGUGCCGAAAAUUGGACCGGGAAGAUGGCCUGGAGACGGUGCUGGAGGUGCCCAUCCCGGAGGAAAUGUUCGCCGACGACGUCAACGCCGGCGGCGAGAUGAGGACUUGGCUCAACGCGCAGGCUUUCGACAACGCCGCCGCCGACGAUCAGCACCAGCAACAGCAAGUCUCCCGCCGCAAAUCCGAGCUGCAGCUCCUCCUCAACGUCGUCGGCUUGCCUCUCGUACCCUGCCCCGUCCCCUCCGAUCAUGCCUUCGGCGGCCGUUCUAUCCUCCUUCGUGAUAACUCCUCCCUCCAAGAGUCGUCGGCGAAGUACAUCAUCCACCAGUACAUCGCGGCGACGGGAGGUCAGGCGGCGCUGACGUCGAUAAGCACCAUGUACGCGGUGGGGAAGGUGAGGAUGAGCGCGUCGGAGUUCCAGGGGAGCGACGGCCCCAACGAGGUCGGAGGGUACGUGCUGUGGCAGAGGAGCCCCGACGUGUGGUACUUCGAGCUCAUCAUGGCCGGCUGUAAGAUGAGCGCCGGCAGCGACGGAAAGCUCACCUGGAGGCAGUCCGCCUCCAUGCAAUCCCAUGCCCUCAGAGGCCCCCCGCGCCCGUUGCGCCGAUCUCUGCAGGGAUUGGAUCCGAGGUCGACGGCGAACCUCUUCUCGAACGACGCGGUGUGCACCGGCGAGAAGACGAUCAACGGCGAGGAAUGCUUCAUGCUGAAACUGGAGGCGGAUCGGGAGACGCUGAAAGCCCGGAGCGCCGCCAACUUCGACAUGGUGCACCACACGAUAUGGGGCUACUUCAGCCAGCGCACCGGCCUCCUCGUCCAGCUCGACGACACCUACCUCCUCAGCAUGAAGGGUGCCGGCGGCUGCGGCCAGACCAUCUUCUGGGAGACCACCAUGGAGUCCGCCCUCGACGACUACCGCCUGGUCGACGGCGUCAGCGUCAGCGUCGCGCACGCAGGCCACACCACCGUCACCCUGUCCCGGUACGGCGAGGGCACGGCCAAACACAAGCGGAGGAUGGAGGAGACGUGGACCAUCGAGGAGGUGGAUUUCAACCUCUUGGGCUUGUCCAUGGACUGCUUCCUCCCGCCGGCCGACAUGAAGAAGGACCAAGACGGAUGGCAGCAGUGAAUCAUGCCUCGAUUCUUCAAAUCUUUGUCUCCCUUGAUCGCGUUCUUGUAAAUAUAAUUAAUCAAUUGAUACAACGAUCAGGCUGUGAUUUUAUUUUUCA